AAAAAAAUCAUAAUAGAUAUUGCCAAGUGAAAAUAAAAUAUAUUUCUAAAAACAAAAUUGUAUUUAUUUAUAGAAGUAUAUCGUUAGGCAUUAACUUAUAGUAUAAGAUUCGGAAACUAAUUAGCUAAACCAAGUCUUUUCUUCGUCUUCGUCUUCAACUUUUUAAGACAACAUCGUUGGCAUUUUGUAUAAUUUUUAUGCUAAACUGAAAAGAGUACAUUGUCAUCAACUCGGAUAGUUUAUAUAGAACCAGUCAUCUUCCACCGUCAGAACUUACUGCCGCCGGUGAUACUCUGCCUUAAAAUGCUCUGCAGGAAAAACUCAAGCGUCGUGGAUAGAGGAAAUGUUCCUGUGUAUCUCAAUGUGUACGAUCUAACUCCCAUCAAUGGCUACGCUUACUGGUUUGGUCUUGGUGUUUACCACUCUGGUGUUGAAGUUCAUGGUAUAGAGUAUGCUUUUGGAGCUCAUGAAUAUCCAAGUACUGGAAUAUUCGAAGGAGAACCGAAGCAAUGCGAAGGGUUUACGUUUAGGAAAUCAAUUUUGAUUGGUAAAACGGAUCUUGGGCCAUUGGAAGUGAGAGCUACGAUGGAUCAACUUGCAGACAAGUAUAAAGGAAGUUCUUACAAUCUCAUCACCAACAACUGCAACCACUUCUGCGACGACACUUGUAUGAAGUUAACCGGGAAUCCAAUUCCUAGUUGGGUUAACCGUCUUGCAAGAAUCGGUAAACUCUUUGGAUUCAUAUGCAACUGUGUACUUCCUGCAACCAUAAACGCGACCAAGCUCGCGGACAAUCGAGUCAACCAAGACAAAACAUGUGAGGCAGAAGCUAACACGAAGAAACUGACGAGUGUAUCAAGAAGAGAGAGGUCUACUACUGAUACACCUUCGCCAUCAUCUUCAUCUCCUUCAGUUCAAGUUCGUGGCCGAAGCAGGAAAAGGCGUCCUCGUCGUGCCAUGCAACCUUCAUCGACAUUGAUUCUCAGCUCUUCCACCACUUGACCAUCAAUAAAAUUCACUUUUAAUCUUUUCUUUUUAACUAGUUGCAGUUGUGCUUUGUAAUCUUGUUAAAGAAGUAAAGUAAAAAAGAAGAAUCAAUCUAUGGACUUGACUUUAUAUGAAACUAUAAGGAGAAUAUAUUCCAUAAACCUUUUAAACUGAUAUAUCACUUUCAGCAGUA
Brassica napus (rape) is the source of this 1180-nucleotide messenger RNA. Its product is annotated as deSI-like protein At4g17486. The transcript is spliced from 3 exons. Gene Ontology annotation, molecular function: deubiquitinase activity. Lineage: Eukaryota; Viridiplantae; Streptophyta; Magnoliopsida; Brassicales; Brassicaceae. Gene Ontology annotation, biological process: protein deubiquitination. The coding region runs from base 304 to 1002 and encodes 232 amino acids. The record is from RefSeq and is a predicted model, not a curated record.